Xenopus tropicalis (tropical clawed frog) is the source of this 1427-nucleotide messenger RNA. It is a transcript of the gene naa80, whose product is annotated as N(alpha)-acetyltransferase 80, NatH catalytic subunit. The coding region runs from base 83 to 1144 and encodes 353 amino acids. The transcript is spliced from 2 exons. The record is from RefSeq and is a predicted model, not a curated record. Lineage: Eukaryota; Metazoa; Chordata; Amphibia; Anura; Pipidae. Gene Ontology annotation, molecular function: acetyltransferase activity; N-acetyltransferase activity; acyltransferase activity, transferring groups other than amino-acyl groups.
AGCAUGCACCGCGUCGCAAGUCAAUUCCUUUUGACGUCUUGGAGUUUGAUUGGCUACGCUAUAAUUGAUUUCUCGGUAGCACAUGGGGGAACAGUCGGGAUUGAGGGAAGCCUCUGCCUUGAGUCUUGCUCUUGUCCCCCUGCAUACUUGCCCAAAGCUGAUUCCUUCCUGCGCUGAACUCCUGAAUGAAACAUGGCAGCGGAGUCUGGGCGCUCGUAUGCACUCGUUAGAGCGUUCCUGUGAUGACUUUCCUGUGUGCCUUGCGCUCAUUAGCUCCCCUGAUGGGCCUGCCCUUGGCCAUGUCCGUCUCUGUAAGGUCAUUGGGAGCCACGAUAGUCUGUUUGUGGAGUCAGUUGUGGUCAGCACAGAGCUGAGAGGAAAAGGCUAUGGAAGGAAGCUGAUGGAGGCUACUGAGAAAUAUGCCAGAAGCAGAGGCUUCCGAAAUUUACACCUUACCACACAUGACAAGCAAGACUUUUACCACCACCUUGGAUACCAGCUGUCUGAGCCAAUCCAGAGUAUGGGCACUCUGGGAACACUUCUACCCAUGGGCAUAUUGCAGCGCUUGUCUAAAGUAAGGGAAGAGCCCACGCCAAGUCACAUUGCUGCUCUUCAUCCCACAGACUCUGUGUUGUCAGCUGCUGGAGCUUUUCCAGUCUCAACUUCUGUUUCACUGUCUACUGAAGAUUGUUCUGCACCUCCACCAUUGCCAUCUUCCUCUGAUUCUUCAUCUACACCACCACCUCCUCCAUUACCAUCACUUCCAUCUCUUAUGAAUUUGCCAUCUACAACACCUCCUCCUCCUCCUCCACCACCACCACCACCAUCAUUGCAUUUUUUAUCUGCACCUUCUCCUCCAUCACCAUCUUCCGUGCAUUUGAUAUCUGCACCACCACCUCCUCCACUACCGCCAUCUUCCUUCGUUCCCCCACCUCUUGCUUCUGUUGUCACUACUCCUUUCUCAUCUUUUGCAAACCUUACCCUUUCUCCCUCUCCGGCACCUCCAUACCCUUCUCACCCAUUUCCAGCACAGCCACAAUCUCCCCUUCCUUUAAGCAACCAAACAGGAAUCCUCUCUGCCCUGCAAACCCCAUACAGAGACUUCCGUGGGCAACCCAUAUUUUGGAUGAAGAAAAGUAUCUAGUGAAAUUUUUAGAGGAGGCAUUUAAAUCAAAAACUGCAAAUAAAGCAACACAGGGACUUUAAUACAUAGUUAUACAGUAUUUAUGAUGCAAUUUUUUGAUAUGUGAUCAGUACCAUAGUACCUGUGAUCCUUUGUACUGAAUGACCCACUCUGGGUAGAUUGAAGGAGGACCAGACAGACACACUUACAUGCUCACAUUAAAUAGUAACUAGUUCCUGAACAAAACUGUUCUUAUCAAUAAAAGUAUUAUAAGUGUACUAGAUAAAAAGCAUUUGUGGUACAA